AUGGAAUCAGAGACCUUCUCCAACAAGAUUCUUCUCUUCCAGGAGAACAGGAAGACACGAGUUCUGUGGGUGAAAGAAGUGCACUGGGAUAUAGAAAAAUGUGGGAUCACGGCAGAAAAAAUUGUGAACAAGCAGAUAUUUAGGAAAAAGGUUGUGGAGGUGAAGGAUUUCUUCGAGGAGAAAACGAGGAAGAACAGAGCAUUCUCGGCAGAAAGACGUGCACGAUUGCAAUGUGGACACCGCCUCCCACACACGCGGCGUCUGGCUCAAAAGGCAGCAGUGCGUCAUACACCGCAGGUGAGCAGGCGUGCAGCUGGUGAGCGGCUGACCGCCCAGGUGAACCGACAGUGUCUCCUGAACGGCCAUUCAGCCAGCAUUGCCGUGUACGGGCCUCCGCAGCAGGUCCCUGACCGAUGCACCAGUACUGGCUGCUGUUCGUCGGCGACGAAGGCUGGAAUUUGCCCACCAGUACCCCAACUGGACGCCAUAAAUCCACCAAUGAACCAGCUACUAUGGACGCUCAAAUAUUUUGUCUCUCGUAAUUUCCUUUUGUCAUUGGAGACUUCAUUGGUACUGGCAAGGGGACAACCAGCAGGAUUAUUAACACUGGAUAACAUGCACAAGAGACAGUUUUAUUAAUCAUAUC
Messenger RNA from Schistocerca piceifrons (Central American locust), 646 nucleotides. RefSeq lists its product as uncharacterized. Bases 1 to 639 code for a protein of 212 amino acids. The transcript has 4 exons. The record is from RefSeq and is a predicted model, not a curated record. NCBI's taxonomy places the organism in Eukaryota, Metazoa, Arthropoda, Insecta, Orthoptera, Acrididae.